Molecule: messenger RNA, 528 nt
Organism: Australozyma saopauloensis
Lineage: Eukaryota; Fungi; Ascomycota; Pichiomycetes; Serinales; Metschnikowiaceae
Product: ubiquitin-conjugating enzyme E2
Exons: 1
Coding region: 1-528 (175 amino acids)
Source: RefSeq, a predicted model, not a curated record
AUGUUUUCAAACUCCAAUAACGCAAAACAAAGAUUGGCUAAAGAGUACAAAAUACUACUCCAAAACCCAACGCCAUUUAUCAUCGCAAGGCCAAACGAACGAAACCUCCUACAAUGGCACUACAUCAUCACCGGUCCACCUGAAACUCCCUACGAAAACGGCCAAUACCACGGAAUUCUUACUUUCACUGAUAAAUAUCCAUUCGCAGGUCCAUCGAUUUCUAUUUGUACGCCCAAUGGUCGUUUUCUGUGUGGACAACGUAUUUGUUUGAGUAUGAGCGACUAUCAUCCAGAAGAGUGGAACCCAACAUGGGGCGUGCUGACCAUUUUGAAUGGAUUCUUGAGCUUUUUCACGGGAACUGAAAAUGCCUUGGGCUGCACGGCAUCAACUGAAGAUUAUAAGAAACGAUGCGCAAGAGGAAGCAGGGCAUUCAAUAAUAACGACAAGGAAUUUCAAGCAGUUUUUCCUGAAAUCUACGCUAGCAACCAAAUAGAAAUUCAACAGAACCCACAAUGCACCUCAAUGUGA